GCGCAUGUGCGAAGGUGUCCAAACUGACAAUGCGGGAGAGAUAGCGAGCGGAUUGAGAAAGGGAAAGAGAGAGUGAGAGAGAGAGUGAGUGAAAGACAGAGAGUGAGAGAGUGAGAGUGUGUGUGUGUGUGUGUGUGAGAGAGAGAGAGAGGGGGUGGGGGGGUGGGGAGAGAGAAAGACAUCUGAGAAUCUGAGAAUCCCAUCAUCAUCGGAGCCAGCCACCAUGAGAUCCAAAGGCAGGGCACGCAAACUGGCCACAAGUGAUGACAGCCUGUAUGAUGGGUAUGCAGCAAGCACAGCAGAAGAGGAGCCGAAUGCUGAUGAUGAGACAGGACAUCUGUCCCUCAGCACCCACGAUCUUUCCUCGCCUGCCACCUCAAUUGAAGACUUUACACCAAAGGAGGGCUCGCCUUACAAAGCUCCCAUCUACAUUCCAGAUGACAUCCCCAUUCCACCUGAAUUUGAGCUCCGUGAGUCAAGCAUUGCUGGUGCUGGAUUAGGAAUAUGGACUAGGAGAAAGAUUGAAAUGGGUGAAAAGAUUGGCCCUUACGUUGGAGAAGAGUUGUCGAGCCUGAAGGAUCCUUCUCAAGGCUGGGAGGUUUUGGACGAGUUAGGCAAUGUAAAGUUCUGCAUCGAUGCCAGCCAGCCUGAUAUAGGGAGCUGGCUCAAAUACAUCAGGUUCGGACGGAGCUACGAUCACAACCUAGUCGCAUGCCAGAUAAAUGAUCAGAUUUUUUACAGAAUUAUCCGAGACGUUAGCCCAGGGGAGGAGCUCUUGGUGUUAAUGAAGAGUGGAGGCUACCCACCAGAAAUAAUGGCUCCAGAGAUACACGAGGAGCAUGAAUAUCGCUGUGAUGAGUGCAAUAAGCUCUUCGAGUGCAAAGCAGAGCUGCUGGACCACCAGAAGUUUACCUGCAGCGGUUCCCCCACCGCAUUCUCCAUGGUAGACGAAGACUUCAAACCAAAACUGAAUGGGGAAGAUGAACUUCACGAGUGUAAGGAGUGUGAAGGAGUCUACCCAGAUGCUCAGAGCAGCCUGGACAGCCACCUGCUGACACACACAGAGGAGAGAGAAUACAAGUGUGACCAAUGCCCCAAAGCCUUCAACUGGAAGUCGAACCUUAUUCGUCACCAGAUGUCCCACGACAGUGGCAAGCACUAUGAAUGUGAAAACUGCUCCAAGCAGGUUUUUACAGACCCCAGCAAUCUGCAGAGACACAUUCGCUCACAGCAUGUCGGUGCUCGGGCCCACGCCUGCCCUGAAUGUGGAAAGACAUUUGCCACUUCCUCGGGUCUCAAGCAGCACAAGCACAUCCACAGCAGCGUCAAGCCAUUCAUCUAUUUUUAUCAGCUCCCCUUGGAUUCUGCCACUCAUAUCCACACUAGGGGAAACUUACAGUGGCCAAUUCACCCCCCAACGCACACACCUUUGGGAGGUGAGAGGAAACCGGAGCACCCAGAGGAAACCUAUGGAUCCACAGGGCGAAAGUGUGAUCUCCACGCAAACAGGACCCAAGGUGAAGUUUGUCACAAAUCAUACACGCAGUUUUCAAACCUGUGCCGCCAUAAAAGGAUGCAUGCGGACUGCCGAACGCAAAUCAAAUGCAAGGACUGCGGUCAGAUGUUCAGCACAACCUCGUCGUUGAACAAGCACAGACGAUUCUGUGAGGGGAAGAACCAUUUCACCACGGGAGGUUUAUUUGGCCAAGGCAUUGCCCUAACGAAUGCUCCCACUCUGGAGAAGUCCAGUCUGGUUAACUUGAAUCACAGCAACCCUGGCCUUGCUGACUAUUUUGGUGGCAACAGGCACGGGGCUGGACUAACCUUCCCGGCAGCCCCAGGCUUUCCGUUUAGUUUCCCGGGCCUGUUUCCCUCAGGCCUUUACCACAGGCCUCAGUUGAUACCUGCUAGCUCGCCGGUGAAAGCGUUAUCAGAACAGAUCGCCAAACACCAAAGCCAGAUGCUGUCAUCAUCCCAGGCACUGCCGAGCACACCAGACGCAUUGAAGGCCGCCAACCGCCAGUCGUCUUUGGACGGGGAUCGACCCCUGCAGGUUGCCAGCGAGAAGUCUUCUGGAGAGAAGCCCCGGAGUAAAACCAGUGACCAGUCAGAAAGCAGUGACCUGGAUGAUGUCAGCACACCCAGCGGCAGCGACUUGGAGACAACCUCCGGGUCUGACCUGGAGAGCGACGUUGAAAGUGACAAGGAGAAGAAUAAAGAAAAUGGCAAAACUGCGGAGGAGAAAGCAAAUAGCCCCCAGAAAGCAGUCCCUCUGAACAACAAUAAGCGAGAUUUUUCCAACCACUCACUUUUUUCCCCACCGCUGGAUGAACAGAUUGCAGUGACAGGAGCUGUUAAUGACUCCAUCAAGGCUAUUGCUUCCAUUGCUGAGAAGUACUUUGGUUCCACUGGACUUGUCGGCAUACAAGACAAAAAAGUAGGGCCUUUGCCGUACCCAUCCAUGUUCCCUUUUCAAUUUUUCCCCGCAUUCUCUCAACCGAUGUAUCCAUUCCCCGAUAGAGACUUAAGUGCUGUACCCUUAAAAAUAGAGCCCCAGUCACCCAGUGAGCUGAAGAAGCUGAGGGGGGCAAAUUCCGAGUCACCCUUUGACCUCACAACCAAACGCAAGGAGGAGAAGCCAGUGCCACCCGCGACCUUAAAGCCACUGACUUCUCACCAUGCAAGUGAAGAGCAGCCACUGGACCUGAGUAUGAGCAGCAGAAGCCGGGCCAAUGCAAGCACCCUGGUGGCGCCAAGAAAGAACCAUGUGUUUGGGGAGAGGAGGGGCUCCAGUAUCGAGCAAGCCAAGAGCUCUGACCAUUCACUGCAACAUGCCAAACCAACCCCUUUCUUCAUGGAUCCUAUAUACAGUAGAGUGGAAAAAAGGAAACUAGCUGACCCAGUUGAAGGACUAAAAGAGAAGUACAUGAAGCCUGCUCCCAGUUUCCUAUUCCAUCCACAGUUCCGCUUGCCAGAUCAGAGAAUUUGGAUGUCAGCGAUUGAGAACAUGGCAGAGAAGCUGGAAGGUUUCAGUUCAUUGAAGCCAGAAGCCAACGACCUCCUCCGUUCCGUCCCCUCAAUGUUUGAUUUUAGGGCUCCCCCGUCAGUCAUUCCAGAGAGCCUGCUGCGAAAGGGCAAGGAGCGGUAUACCUGCAGAUACUGUGGCAAGAUUUUCCCAAGAUCUGCAAACCUGACCCGACAUCUUCGGACACACACUGGAGAGCAACCUUACAGGUGUAAAUACUGCGACCGCUCCUUCAGUAUCUCCUCCAAUUUGCAGCGGCAUGUGCGCAACAUUCACAACAAGGAGAAACCAUUCAAGUGCCACCUCUGCGACAGGUGCUUUGGUCAACAAACCAACCUGGACAGACAUCUGAAGAAACACGAAAAUGGAAACAUGUCAGGGACUGCAACAUCUUCACCUCAUUCAGAAAUAGACAGUAGCAGCGCCAUUCUGGAUGACAAGGAGGAUUCCUACUUUACAGAAAUACGCAAUUUCAUCGGAAACAGUAACCACACUGAAUGUUCCCCUGGGCACUUAGAGGAGAGAAUUAAUGGGAGUCACCACGAGGAGAAAAAUCUCAUUGCCAGUCAGAAAAUUCGCGAAUUGGAUGAUGAUGAUGGAGAAGACGAAGUGGAGCUGGAGGAAGAGGAAGUAGCCUGCACCCCAAUGAGAAAACCGACCAGUGAUCCAGUUGCUUGUAAGCUGGAUGGAGGAAAUCAAGAUGGUUCUGAAUAUGAGGCAAGGGAACCAGAGCAGGAUAACAAGGAGUCUCCUAGCAGUUUUAAAGCAGAUGAUGUGAGGCUUGAAAACAAGAGUAGUCUUUCCGCCUUGGAACACAUCCGGCACUUCACAGACAGCCUCAACACAAGGAAAGCCGAGGGCAGCCAGUUUGUUGAGGCCGAUCUGAACACAUACAGCACUACCCAUCUGUCUGAGGAUCUGAAGCAGCCCUUGUACAGGAAAUCCAAGUCACAGGCAUACGCCAUGAUGCUAUCUCUGUCCGACAAGGAACCUAUCCACUCCUCGCCCCACAAUGCUCCCAAUAUGUGGCACAGUCUGCCGAGACCUGCAACAGAGCCCAGCACCCUGCAGUCCAUCAGCCAUGUAUGACACUUUGCAAUAACCGGAUGGGACCAAGUCCAGCGGCAUACAUAGCAUGGCAUUCCUUUCAUUUUGAUUCUUUUAUUUUUAACCCUUUCCUUUCGUGUCUAUUUAUAGAGAGAGACUCCUGAGCAGAGAGCCUUAGAAAUCUGCUGGGUCACCCCGAUCGGAAUUUUGUGACCUUAAACUGACAGUUUAAAAAAAAAAGAAUUGUAUUUAUUCUCCUAGUAUUUUGUUUUGCACAGCGAAGGCAGCUGCGUUGUUGUGAGGUUCAAUGCAACUCAAAGUAGUUCAACUAGGAACUGGGUGCCAAUGGCUCAAUGACCCAGGCUGCCGACUUCCAUUGUACUAACUGGGAGAGGGUAUGACCAUUCUCAAUGUAUCCGAGCACUCGACUUACCGAAAACUAAAUCAUUUGUAUAAAAUCCAUGAUAUGGGGGAGUUUUGGGCGACAUUGUCUCUUCCUGUACAAAUUUACUCCUUGCAUUAUUUUUCCGUUCUUUUAAGCACAAUCAGCUCGACUUUUAUUGUGUGAUAAAAACAAUUCAAAGUCUGCUUCAUAAAACAAAGACAACACUGAAGAUCUCCAAUCUGCUUUCCAAAAAUAAAUGUUUCUCCCCCACACCCCUCCCCCCCGCUGUAAUUUUCCAAAUUAACUUUAAUUUUAGACAAUCAUUUUUGUAAUUUUUUUUAAAGACCUGUGCGCAGCACUGUGCUAUUUAUUUGUUCGUGUAGUAAUCUCACACUGUUCAGUCCACACACAAGCAUACACACAUACUGACAGGUGCUUUAUAUCACAGGUUGAGAUCUUUGAUCCUGAGUUUGGGGCAGGGAGGGUGAGGGGUGGGGAUAGGGAGGGAGGGGGGUUGGGUGGGGGGGGGGGGGAGGGGAGGGGAGGGGGGGAGGCUGUGGAUAUACACGAGUGCCAAAUAAUGUUGGGGCGAAAAAAACAAAAAAAAAAUCAAUCUUAUGCGUUUUAAUGAAUCUGCCUAAUGAAUAGACUUUACUUAGUUUGUUUUGUUUAAUACAAUGAGCUGAUUCGAUUGUAUAAACAGUUAUGAUUCCUUCAUUACAGCAUGAUUCUCCUAAUUAGACCUGUACCUGAUAUUUUAAGCUAUUUGUCUGCUUGUGUGGUGUUUUGUUCCAGUAAUCCUAUUCAGUGCAGCAGUUAAGGUAUAAAUGUGCCAAACUUAUGUUAAAAAAAAACAAAAAAAAAACAGAUUGUAUUUCUUUUAUUUCGCCGUUCAUGGCGAGCAGAUUCGUCUUUUCUUUUGUUUAUAUCUGAUUUUGAAUAGCCAGCAAAUUGAGGUACUUUCUCUAAAUGCUUUGUACAAUGUAUCUGUUAUGCAUUUAAAUAAAAAUAUAAUGAGAGGAACAGCUAAUAAAAAUAAAAGCAAA
Molecule: messenger RNA, 5503 nt
Organism: Amblyraja radiata (thorny skate)
Lineage: Eukaryota; Metazoa; Chordata; Chondrichthyes; Rajiformes; Rajidae
Gene: mecom
Product: MDS1 and EVI1 complex locus
Exons: 18
Coding region: 224-4114 (1296 amino acids)
Biological process (GO): regulation of gene expression
Cellular component (GO): nucleus
Molecular function (GO): protein binding
Source: RefSeq, a predicted model, not a curated record